CUAUCAGACAGAAUACUGACAACCACUGACAACGUAUUCGGCAACUUCGGCAAAAGAAGGUGUAUGUAAUUUAUUAUCACGUGUGAUUUAUUAUUGUAUCGAAAUGGAACUGAAGUUCUUAGAAAGAUUAAGAAACCUGGGAUAUAAUGGAGAGCUGACAGAGCCUAAUAAAUUUAGAGAGGCCUUGAAACAAGGCCCAAAGUCACCUGAAUUUACAAAGCUCGUGACAUGGUUAGCAGAUGAACUCUCAGUACUGAAUGAUAUGGAUGAAUCUGUUCAUGCGAUAGCUUCACCGGAAGACUCUAGUUCAUUUCUGUUAGAAUUAAGCUGUUUUCUUAAGGAAUUAGGAUGUGUUAAUGAGACAUUAAUGACUGGUAAUGUUAAUGAACGAUUAGCAAAUGAACAAGAUAGAUAUAUCUUGCUAGACUUUUUGGGAGCAGAAUUAAAAACAUGCAGACUGUUAGAAUUUAGAAAACAUAAAACACAAAUCCCCACAGCUGUUCUUAUUGAAGAGAGUGACACAGCCAAGGAUCUCAAAGAUAUGUUAGUAGCAUUAAAUUUUGAGAAGCCACCAGAUGAUAUCACUCCUGAGAAACUUUUUUCAAGACUGACUACCAAAUUGUCCGAAGUACUGAAAAUAGUUCCUCCUGCACUUGUAGGGCAACCAUUGCUUACUCAUGAAUUCUCAGAGGGAGACUGGAAAGAACUCGAACACGUACAACAGGAGUUGCAUGACGAGUAUAAAAUGCGUCGUAACAUGUUGAUAAGAAGAUUAGAUGUAACAGUGCAAUCCUUUCUGUGGUCAGACAGAAUAAAAUCUCGAGACACUGAAAUACAUAAACUAUACGGACACGCCCGAAAAAAAUCCUUAACUGCCGAACCAAAUAUAACGAUUGCAGAUCUACUAGCUGCAAGAGAAGAUGUAGCAUUAAUGGAAAAAACAAGCAGUGCAAACGUUAGAAAAAAUACUCGAAGCGAAGUUAACAAAGUUAUUAUAGGCGAAGUACCAGAUAGAGGUGGAAGGCCGUAUGAACAGGAACCACCACCACCUGAAAUGCCACCGUGGCAGAAAGAUAGGGUACCAGGACCUUCAACUUCUGGUGGAGGUCGAGGAGGUGGUAGAGGUGGAGGAGCAAGAGGCGGAAAUAGAGGGGGAGGAGGAGGAGGCGGCGGUGGUGGUGGUGGUCGUGGAGGAGGUAGCAGUUUCCAAAACUACUCUAAUGACAAUAGAAGUUCAUAUGGUAGUAACAGUGGUUACGGAGAUGGAUAUCAAGGUGCCAAUUACUCUUCUAAUACUGGAUAUGGUGGAGAACACGGUGGUAGUUAUGGAGGAGGCCAAGGUGGUGGCUAUGGAGGAGGCCAGGGUGGUGGCUAUGGAGGAGGCCAAGGUGGUGGCUAUGGAGGAGGCCAGGGUGGUGGCUAUGGAGGAGGCCAGGGUGGUGGCUAUGGAGGAGGCCAGGGAGGAGGCUACGUAGAUAAUCAAGCAGGAGGAUAUGGGGGAAAUAAAGGAGGAGGCUAUGGAGGAGGUCAAGGAGGAGGCUAUGGAGGAGGUCAAGGAGGAGGCUAUGGAGGAGGUCAAGGAGGAGGAUACAACAGCAAUAACAGUUACAGUGGACAACAAUAUCAAAGAGGAGGUUCCAGUAGUAGAGGAAGAGGAGGUAGAGUGCAAGGAGGAUGGAAUCAAGGGGGAUAUAAUCGUGGUGGAGGUCGUGGAGGACGACAAUACUGAAAUUUUUUUAUGUAAUACAUAUAUGCAUGAUAACAUUAAAAGAAUUCACAUCACAAAGCAUAAUAACUAAUUUUAGCGAAUAAAUAUUUAACAAGAAGUAUGCCUCACGUUGUGUUAUAGAAUGUUAUUUGAAGUAUGUAUAUAAAACGAUAUUUUUUUAUGCUUUAAUUACGUGAGUAGGAUGUACUUUGUAAUAUUUUUCAAUAUUGAAAAUGUUCUUUCUUUCUGGCUACACACAUGUUGUUGAAGUGUUUAACACCUUUGUCGAAAUCAAUCAUAAAAGUGAUGUAAAAUAGAAAGAAAUAUAAAACUCUUUAAAUAUGAUUA
Ceratina calcarata is the source of this 2056-nucleotide messenger RNA. RefSeq names its product protein FAM98A. NCBI's taxonomy places the organism in Eukaryota, Metazoa, Arthropoda, Insecta, Hymenoptera, Apidae. The transcript has 6 exons. The coding region runs from base 104 to 1729 and encodes 541 amino acids. Gene Ontology annotation, cellular component: tRNA-splicing ligase complex. The record is from RefSeq and is a predicted model, not a curated record.